CUCCUCCGAUCUGGGCACUUGGCAUCGUCGUCACCAACUGAGAGAGAGAAGGCUUAGCCGCACAAAGUCGAAGGACACUACACGACGGCGACCAUGGAGGCCGCGGCGGCGAGGCCCGUCAUCCACGUCGCCGCCAUCUGCGGCUCCCUCCGCAAGGCCUCCUACAACGCCGGUCUCCUCCGCGCCGCCGCGGAGGUGUGCGAGGAGUCCGUCCCGGGGCUGCGCGUCGAACACGUCGACAUCUCCGGCCUGCCGCUGCUCAACACCGACCUCGAGAUCGACGGCGGGUUCCCUCCCGCCGUCGAGGCCUUCCGCGACAAGGUCCGCCAGGCCGACUGCUUCCUCUUCGGGUCGCCCGAGUACAACUACUCCAUCGCAACCCCACUGAAGAAUGCACUUGAUUGGGCUUCUAGAGGGAAAAAUUGCUGGGCAGACAAACCUGCUGCAAUUGUCAGUGCAGGAGGUGGCUUUGGAGGGGGUAGAUCGCAGUACCAUCUUCGUCAGGUUGGUGUAUUUUUAGAUCUUCACUUCAUCAACAAGCCAGAACUCUUUGUAAAAGCAUUUGAGCAGCCUCUGAAGUUCGACAGCGAUGGUAAUUUGAUUGAUACGGAUAUCCAAGAACGGAUCAAGCAAGUUCUCUUAUCCCUACAGGCCUUUACACUCAGGCUGCAAAAGAAGGAUUGAACUAGUGAAGCGAACAUAAACGUGUUAGUGUGCAUUUCCGGAGCUUGGCUCCUUGGAUAUUUCUAUUACAGCUUAGCUGAUGGCAUUUUACUUUUUAAUCAAGCGAUGUGUAGUGGAAAGGCAGAAACUUGUAAUAAAUUCACCCAGAAUUAUUUCCCUGUUCGUUUGAAAGUUUGAUGGCUUGACCACAUAUAUAUACAAAAAUAAAGAUAAUAUAUUUUCUCCA
Molecule: messenger RNA, 910 nt
Organism: Oryza brachyantha (malo sina)
Lineage: Eukaryota; Viridiplantae; Streptophyta; Magnoliopsida; Poales; Poaceae
Product: probable NADPH:quinone oxidoreductase 1
Exons: 3
Coding region: 94-684 (196 amino acids)
Cellular component (GO): cytosol
Molecular function (GO): FMN binding; oxidoreductase activity
Source: RefSeq, a predicted model, not a curated record